CGUCCAAACAACCAGGGGGAACACUGUCAGAAUGGUACACACGAACAGGAAAAAUCCUACACGAGCAUCAACCACGGCGACGCUUCUAUUGCGCCUGGGAGUGUUUGGGAGGCGCACGUGGAUGUAGGAGGUUUGUCCCUUUGGCGCCACCGUUCUACAGGAAUACUUUAUCGUAUUUGGAAAACAGUGCCACCAAACUGUAACAGAGCAGGGUAACAACUAAAAAGUAGAGACGCGCCUUUGUGUUACGUGGCCAAAGCGCCCAUUUUAAACGGCGAUACAAGUGUAAUCAUUUAGGUCUUACCUGACAAUACUUCUAAUGUGGCUUUAUUCACUUGUGUUGCUUAUUUUGAUACUGCCGGAUCAAACCCGAACAGUACUGGAUACAGAGUGGCCGACAGUCCCAGGGUGGACCAGGACGCUGACGGCAGGAGAGGAGUGCGAUACCGGGGAGCACUUAUUAGAAGUUGAUCUGCCCAGUCCAAAAGAGGUACAGUGUACUGGUCCUCCCUGGCCCCCUCCUGAAGAGCGUCUUCCCAGUGUGAACAGAACAUAUUCUACAGUGGACGGUCUACCAGUCUGUAUGAAUAAGACCAUUCAGUACCCUGAAGGCAUUCCUAACAGGUAUGAUGGGUGGUCUCUCAUGUACUGUUGCAUGUGUUUCAGCGGGAAGCACCGUCCUGUUGGGGCACAAUAUGGAGAGUAUAUAUAUUGCCCUCCUCAACGUUGGAUCCGCAACCUUAAGGAUGGAGGGAUCGCUUUCUUGUAUCACCCUUGCGUCCAUCCUGUCCUCAAGGCUGGUUUGGUGGCUUUGGCAAGGUCCUGUUAUUGUAACCAUAUUAUCACUCCUUACCCCACAUUGAGCCAUGAGAGGCCUUUGGCUCUUGCUGCUUGGGGACGCACCCUAGAGAUGUCACAUAUUGACCAUAAAGAAAUUGGCAAGUGGAUUCCAGUUAGAAAAGAUCAGAAAGAAGAAUUGAGGUCCAAUAAAGAAAAACGUUACAAAUAUCUGCUGAUCAGGAAAUCCGAAAUGUUGUUGGAUAAAGAUGGCAGUGCACCUUGUCCCUUUGGGAACUUGACGAAACCUAAUAGUCUCAGGUGGACCAAGCAAGAUCUUGGACUGAGUGGUGGCAGGAGAUACCUGAAGAAGAGAAAUGUAACUAAUAGAAAUGAAACUUACACAAAUGUGAAAUCAGGCAGCGGAAUCCUGAAUCGCCACAAUCAAGGCAAAUUAGAAUCCCCUGCGAUGCAAGUGAAAGGUCUUCAUCAGACAGUGUAUCCAAAACCUGGCAGAGCUGCCUCCAAAGCAGGAUCUCCAAGCAGUGGGGCAAUUCAGGUCGAUUCUGCAAAGGAGUCCCACCAGAUAGGACAACAGCUGCCUUUACAAGAUGGUGGAGGAAAUCACAGAUCAGAGAAUGAGACAGGCCUGAGAGGAGAGCAAGAGAAGAACUCGGGCUGUCCUCACAUGGCUGCUCCUCCAUUUGAGUGUGACUGUGCUGAGAAAAUGAGGCUGCAGAAAUCUGAUGGAGCUAUGGAUGAACAGAGAAGUGUCCACUUGCCCACCCCUCGCACAGAAGAGGCAGCUUGGGCGGCAGCAGCCCUUGGAUUCCUGCUGGUAAUACUGACUCUUGCCAUUCUCCACACGCGCCUCUACCGGGGAUGCCAGAGAGGACCAAGUCUGUACUGGCCAGCGCAACAGCAUGAGUUCCACGAGUAUGAUAGUGUUGCAGAGAUUGUGAAGAGAAGAAUGCAGCUAGGAGGCAGACGGAAGAGAAAACCUUUGAAAGCCAGGAAAGAGGAGCAUUCCAUGUUGAUUAACUCCAGCAGUGACGACUCCGACUGAAGUUUUCUCAUCCAGUGUUUUUAUUUAUUUUUAUUUUUUUUAGCUCCAUCCUCUGAUUGUAGUUUGAUGGAUUUUAUCUGAGACUGUCCCAUGGUAUUCUUGGUUUUUGUCUCGACCUGGCAGAAGAUCUCUCAAGUUUGGAUGUCAACUGUUGAUGUUUGCCAUUGCAAGGAAGGUUGCAGUUAUUAGACUGUGCCAGGUGAGGAACAGGCCCGUUCUGACAUUCACGUGCGGAUGCUUUGCUGUGCAGUAGCAGCACACGCCUUUGGCCUACAGAGGUGUAUCGGUACAAUUCCAAAAGUUAAAUAGGAAGAUGUCACGUCUGUGGGCCUGGAGUGACUCCGGCGUUGUUAACAGUCAGGAAGCCUUGACUAAACUUUUCACUGUGAACAUCUUCUUUAAUGAGUUGCUGCACCACAUUUGCCUACAUUUUACUGCUGACAUGUUGAACCUCAUGUUUGUUUUUAUGGAACUGACAAUAUAACAGAUUGCCUUCGGGUCGCUCCACAAACACAGAUUUGAAAGUGUGCUGAACUCGGACCACACCGGGCUGGUUGUUUUUCUGUCAGAAGUGGGACAUUUUCACAAAUCGGAUGACAAACGUAUACUGUGGGAAACAGUGAUCGACUGUGUUUUAUUUUUGUAAAAAACUGUUUCAUUUUAAUGUAUAAAUGUGUAUUUUUAAUAUGUUACUUUAAUUAUAUUUAUACUGCCUGAAGCUGACAUAAUCGUACAGCAGUAGAAAGACUUGACUACCUCAGAUGUUACUAGAACACACGGGCGCAUGUGCUAUUGAAGAAUGCAUUUUAGAAAAGACACGUUAAGGAUUUCUGUAGCACACUAAACAGUAAUGGCCGUACCCCUCCGGCCCGGGUCUCGGAGAAAAGAGAGCCUUAUUAAGGAGUGAACUGCUAAUCGCCAGUUUCGCAAAAAGGGGACCCUGGAUAAUAAAGUCUCCACCGUUACGUCCCAGUCAGACAGAUGCACUUACAUGGACAUCACCACAUACAAUGGCUGAACUUGGGUUUAUUUUUUGGAUUUGUUUUAUUCCUGGUCACUGACAAAGGUAAGCAGCAUUAUGGGUAGUGAGAUCAGGCAUUCUCCCUGAUCUUACUGAUUUUGUUCUUUCCAAAGCCACUGGAGGACCUGAAUGAAGCCCUCUGUGUUGACGGUAUGGGUCACAUAAUGGAAAUACAGCUACACAAGUGAAAAUGUUCAGCCUUGCUUGUGGAGGGAAGAGGGUUUAAAAAAAAAAAAAAA
Molecule: messenger RNA, 3103 nt
Organism: Polypterus senegalus (gray bichir)
Lineage: Eukaryota; Metazoa; Chordata; Cladistia; Polypteriformes; Polypteridae
Gene: tp53i13
Product: tumor protein p53 inducible protein 13
Exons: 9
Coding region: 320-1843 (507 amino acids)
Cellular component (GO): cytoplasm
Source: RefSeq, a predicted model, not a curated record